Messenger RNA from Vombatus ursinus (common wombat), 1830 nucleotides. RefSeq names its product NIPA magnesium transporter 1 (gene NIPA1). The coding region runs from base 1 to 966 and encodes 321 amino acids. Gene Ontology annotation, biological process: magnesium ion transport. Gene Ontology annotation, molecular function: magnesium ion transmembrane transporter activity. The record is from RefSeq and is a predicted model, not a curated record. The transcript is spliced from 5 exons. NCBI's taxonomy places the organism in Eukaryota, Metazoa, Chordata, Mammalia, Diprotodontia, Vombatidae. Gene Ontology annotation, cellular component: membrane.
AUGAUGACUGCAGCCGCAGCGGCCGGGGAAGGGGCGCACAGCCCCAGCCCCGCCGCCGUGUCCCUCGGCUUGAGCGUGGCGGUAGUUUCCAGCCUGGUGAACGGAUCCACUUUCGUGCUGCAGAAGAAAGGCAUCGUGAGGGCAAAGAGACGAGGUACUUCAUAUUUAACAGACAUAGUUUGGUGGUCUGGAACAAUUGCAAUGGCUCUUGGUCAGAUUGGAAAUUUCUUGGCUUAUACAGCAGUUCCGACUGUGCUCGUCACUCCUCUGGGUGCCCUUGGUGUUCCAUUUGGGUCUAUUUUAGCUUCUUACCUUCUGAAAGAAAAACUGAACAUCUUGGGCAAGUUGGGAUGUUUGCUAAGUUGUGCUGGUUCUGUUGUUCUUAUCAUUCAUUCCCCGAAAUCUGAGAGCGUAACAACUCAGGCUGAGCUGGAAGAGAAACUUACAAAUCCAGUGUUUGUUGGCUACCUGUGCAUAGUGCUCCUCAUGCUGCUGCUUCUCAUCUUUUGGAUAGCACCAGCCCAUGGACCUACCAAUAUCAUGGUGUACAUCAGUAUUUGCUCAUUGUUGGGGAGUUUCACUGUACCAAGCACUAAAGGAAUCGGGCUAGCUGCUCAAGAUAUCUUUCAUAAUAAUCCAUCAAGUCAAAGAGCCCUAUACCUUUGUCUGGUCCUUUUAGCUGUACUUGGCUGUAGUAUCAUCAUUCAAUUUCGCUAUAUUAAUAAGGCACUUGAGUGCUUUGAUUCAUCUGUAUUUGGUGCCAUCUAUUAUGUUGUAUUCACCACUUUGGUCUUGUUGGCCUCAGCGAUUCUUUUUCGAGAAUGGAGUAAUGUAGGACUGGUAGAUUUCUUGGGAAUGGCAUGUGGAUUCACUACUGUUUCCAUUGGCAUUGUCCUUAUACAAGUCUUCAAAGAGUUCAAUUUCAACCUUGGGGAGAUGAAUAAACCUAACAUGAAAACUGAUUAAAAUACAUUUAUGGGGAUUGGGUGGCUCAGGGAACCAGUAGCGGGAUAUGGUUACUGGUCUGAAUUUGACCUAGGUUUGCGGAGACCAAAAUGUGUAAACAUCUCAGAUGUUUGAGUUGUUGGUGGAAUUAGUAGGUGGCCUCUGUCAAAUUCCUACUGAACAAAUGUCCAUAUCCCUAAAAUCACCACUUCAUAUGGCAUUCAUCAGCACUAUCAGUGGCUAUCAUUAGCAGAAGGGCCAAGAGUUGAAACAGCAUAGAGAGUGAUGCACUGCCUCCCCUGAAAAUUAAAUCCCUCCCAAAAUGUCUGAGGUUUCUCAUUCAGCAUUGUGGAAUGGCAGUCAAGGCGUCACACUUAUCUGUCGACUAGUCUUCUGUUUCUCAUUGUCAUUAACCAGGAAGCUUUCGAGAAUGUCAUUUCCUUAAAAAAAAAAAGUUUAAAAGCCAAUUUAAAUAGAAAAAAAAAGAGAUGGUGCUCCCUUUUCUUCUUACAAUGCUAAAUGUUCUCAUUUGUUAGAUACUUACAUUGGAAAAGGAUGUAAAAUGUUAAUUGGACCAUAGGCUUGAAAUCCAGCAGUUUAGUGACCACUUUUACAUUUGUCUUUCUGGAUUAUAUAUGUGUCUCUGACAUAAAAUUCAGGUAUUUAUUCAAAUAAAAGAUAACCACUAAAAAUAAUUAAAAAUCUUCUUUUUAAAAAGUAGGUCUCCAAGAUCAGUUAAUGGCAAAACAUUGGGGAGGGAAGAGGUAAAGAAAAGAAGUAAAGAAAUUAUGAGAAAAGAAAUAAAGAAAUUAUGUACUGGUUUGUUUGCAAAAAGAAUUUAAAUAUUUCAGUGCCUUUGCCUUUUAAAAAUACCCCUUAAUUUGA